AUGUCGAAAGCUGCACCCAAAGACAACCCGCACUGCCAUUUAGACCUGAGGUGUCCCAUCACCGACAUCAGCGACCACCGCUGCAUCUCGCCCAAGGAGAAGAAAUUGUGGGACAGCCGCGACCACAAGAAGGCUGUCUUGGCAUACUGGUCGCCGGACGGGGUCAACACGCGAUCCGAGAAGCUUGGCCUGGACCCUGUCAGAGGUCCUUUUGUUCUCGAAUGCAUCAUCAGCAAGAUUGCCUGGAGUCAGGACUACGAUACCGAUGAGGAGGAGGAGCAAGGGCCCGAUUGUCGCACGAUCGAGGCAAGCGAUGUCAACGACGGCGACGCUGCAGGCGGCGAGGACCCAGACCUGGACAGCGAUGAUGAUUCAGACGGGGACGAGGAGGAUACCGAGGGCAGUGAUAAAGAGGACGAGUACUUGGUGGAGUACGUCGGGUACAGUCCCAUUUGGCUGCCUGCUCACCAGGUGUGCCCAGACGCAAUCAAGAAUUGGAAGGGAGCCAGGGUUCCCGCUGGCGGUCUUCGUCCUCUGCCAGGCACAGGAGACAUGGCAUGA
Molecule: messenger RNA, 561 nt
Organism: Colletotrichum siamense
Lineage: Eukaryota; Fungi; Ascomycota; Sordariomycetes; Glomerellales; Glomerellaceae
Exons: 2
Coding region: 1-561 (186 amino acids)
Source: RefSeq, a predicted model, not a curated record